ACCAAGAAGAAGCUUUGGAUAGAGGCUUGGUUGAAGAUGAAUCCUUUUCAUGCGAGCCGUUGAUGUGUGAGAGAUUAGAUGAACGGCAAGAACUCAGAUGCAUCACACCAAAUGAAUCAAAAUCCAACUUUGAUGAGGUUCGGUGGGUGAUUCAAAUACGUGAUACUCUUAAUGAAGUGCUUGAAGAUGAUGAUCAAUUUCCUGUGUCCAUCUUCAAUGUGCCUAAGACCCUUAUGGCUACUGAUCCUGAUUCUUAUAUCCCUCAGCAAGUUUCCAUAGGGCCUUAUCAUUGUUGGCGUCAAGAACUGUAUGAGAUGGAGAGAUAUAAAAUUUCUUCAGCAAAAAGAUUCCAAGAACAGCUACAAAACCUCAAGUUAGAACACAUAGUUCACCAGUUGAUGAAGAUAGAAGAGAGGAUAAGAGCAUGCUACCACAGGUACUUAAAUUUUAAUGGCGAAACAUUGAUGUGGAUGAUGGCUAUUGAUGCCUCCUUUUUGCUUGAGUUUCUUCAAGUGUAUACCAUUCAAGAUGAAACAAUGAUGAUUCCAGGAGUUUCAUCAAGAAUGUCUCAUUUGAUGGAUUAUGCUGGGAGGAGAAUUGCUCAUAAUGAAAUCUUGAAGGACAUAGUAAUGCUUGAAAACCAAAUUCCACUGUUUGUGCUGAGAAAGAUGUUGGAGUUCAAAUUCUCAUCAACAGAAUUAGCAGAUGAGAUGUUGCUUUCCAUGUUGAUAGGAUUGUUUAAACAACUUUCUCCUUUCAAGGUGAUAGAGAAGGAUUGUUCAGAGAUCAAUGUCUCCGAGUGUGCACAUUUGCUAGAUUUUUUGUAUUCUAUGGUUGUGCCUAAAUUGGAUGAACAAUCAGAUGUUAUCCAGUUAGAGGAUCAUCAACACAAAGAUAAUGAAGACAACGAAGAAUCAUUCUUGAACUAUGCCAAGAAAUUUCUUUGUGAGGUUUGGAGCUUUCUUUCCAAAUUGGCCUCAACUUUAGUAAACUUAAUUAAGAAAUUCCCAAACUGUAGAACCAUGAAAGUUAUCACUUGGUUGCCUUGGACUAUAAUUUCUAACCUUCCUGGAGUAGGACUUAUAAAGCAACCUGUUGAAUACUUAUUUUUCUCCGAAGAAAAAGAAGCCAGAACUGCAGAAAAUGGGAAUUUAAGCUCAGAUAAUGACACCAACAAACCACCCUUGAUGGAGGAAAUUGCUAUUCCUUCCGUCACGGAGCUCUCAAAGGCUGGGGUUUGUUUCAUGGCCACCAAUGGAGACAUAUCAACCAUUGGAUUUGAUGCAGAAACAGUAACACUGUACCUUCCAACAAUUGGUUUAGACGUAAACAGUGAAGUGAUACUGAGAAACUUAGUUGCUUAUGAAGCAUCAACUGCAUCAGGGUCACUGGUUUUCACCCGUUACACAGAAUUGAUGAAUGGGAUUAUAGACUACGAAGAAGAUGCGAAGAUUCUUAGAGAAAAAGGGGUUAUUUUGAACCAUUUGAAGAGUGAUGAAGAGGUGGCUACCCUGUGGAAUGGGAUGACCAAGUCCAUUAAAUUGACAAGGGUGCCAUUCCUGGAUAAAGUCAUUGAAGAUGUUAACCAGCAUUAUAAUGGUAAAAUGUGUAUCAAAGUUUUGAAAUUCAUGAAGCUUUAUGUAUUUGCUUCAUGGCAAUUUCUAAUAUUCCUUGCUGCCAUCUUUCUCUUAUUGUUGAUGUCCUUGCAAGUAUUCUGCUCUUUCUAUAAAUGCAAUCGCAGAAACCGCGUCACUGAGACUAAAUGAAUCACUUAAGGAAAUUAUAUUUUCCUUGUUCAAUAUUUUAAUGUCUUCUACCUUUUACAGAAACAGCAGGAAAAUUUUUAGCAUUGUCAAAUUAAGUCAUAUCAGUGGUUUAUACUUAAUUGAAUGACAAGCAUAUAUAGAUAAAUUCCUUGCUGGGAUCCUUUUUGGUUAAAAGUUAGCACAAAUAUACCCUUUUAUGUAUGAAUUCCCCCUAGUCUAUCCUUUUUUUCGUACAACCUUAACCAUUAAUUAAGGCAUAACCAUCCAAUUAUUUCUUUGAUAACAUUAUUACCAUGUAAUAUAAAAAUAUACUCAGGAAUCUUGAAAUGUUCUUCCACUCUGGUCUUCUCUUCUGGCUUUUUGCAAAUAGAAUUUGAAAUAUUUAUAAACAUAUUCAAAUAAAAAUACAAAUGU
Molecule: messenger RNA, 2180 nt
Organism: Vigna radiata var. radiata (mung bean)
Lineage: Eukaryota; Viridiplantae; Streptophyta; Magnoliopsida; Fabales; Fabaceae
Product: putative UPF0481 protein At3g02645
Exons: 2
Coding region: 63-1766 (567 amino acids)
Source: RefSeq, a predicted model, not a curated record